This is a messenger RNA of Cladocopium goreaui, 3875 nucleotides long. NCBI's taxonomy places the organism in Eukaryota, Dinophyceae, Suessiales, Symbiodiniaceae. The record is from the annotation of a GenBank genome assembly.
AUGACAAAACUCGAAAUUGAGCCGCCAAACGCCCUUGUCUACGAAAAGAAGACAGCCUUCGGGCUUGUGGGCGACCAGCUGGCCCCAGCCCGUGUGACACGCCGUCCCGGCAGCCGCCGUAGAUUGUCAGGGGCAGACGAGGCGAAAAAACUGACGGCCAGGAUGAAGGAAGUCAACUCCGCCGCGGGUUUGAUUGACAUUUUGGAUGGCGUAGUGGAUGGCCCCAUUUUCAACAAGUUUCAUGCAUCCGCUGCAUAUCACAGCUUGGCGACCUGGAAAAGACGGAGGCGUUUGCAGCUCGCAGAUCGGGAGAGCACGGUGUUGCCUAGACUGCAUGGCCGAGUUCGGAGCAUGAUCUCCCGCAAAAAGCUGGGGCCUCGUGAGUGUGCCAACGUCUUCUGGGCCACAGCGCACCUGUCAGGUGCUGUUCCCAACGUCACCCGGCUGGUGCCAGCCCUGGUGAAAGUGCUCCCAGAGCAGCUGGAGACCAUGAACCCACAGGAGCUGUCCAACAGCCUGUGGGCCGUUGCACAGCUGCAGGAGGUCGAGCCCCUGGUUCUCCAGAUAGUGCCAGCCAUCGUCCAGCAGAUCCCCAGCCGGGCCAAUGAUAUGAUCCCACAGCAUUUGUCCAACUGCCUGUGGGCUGCCGCUCAGUUGCAAGAGGGGGCACCUGAUGUGCUGAAGAUUGUGCCGGUUCUUGUGGACCAGAUAUUGGUGAAUGCCAAAGACAUGAUGCCGCAGCAUCUGUCCAACUGUUUGUGGGCAGCAGUUCAGCUCAGGGAAGCUGAACCUGCUGUGCUGAAGACGGUGCCAGCGAUUUCAGAGGAAGUCCCUUCCAGGGCCGAGGCCAUGAUCCCCCAGGCGCUCUCCAGCGUUCUGCUGGCGGCGGCCCAGCUGCACUCGGUGGAGCCACAGGUCCUGCGGCUGGUCCCAGCGGUGCUGCCGCAGCUUCCCAUCAUGGUGGAGCGGAUGGUGCCGCAGGUGCUUUCAAACUGUCUGUCCGCACUGAUCUUUCUGCAAGAUUCGCUCCCAGAGUUGGUGAAACCAGUAUUGCUGACUGAGGAUGGCCGGAGAGGUUUCGUGCUGCUGGCGGCUAAUCGCUUGAAGGAGAUGCUGCCCAGCAUGACGAGCACUUCUGAUCUGCACAUCGCAGUGCCCACCGUGGUGUGGGCCUGUGCUCGCCUGGGUGUCCAACAUGACUUGCUGCUGGCUGUGGCGCAGCACUUAGGGUCCAAGACGAAGGUCUCAAAGCUACCUGACUGGGGGCUGUGCGUCCUGGCCUGGUCCUUCCAGGUUUUGGAGCCGGAACUCAUGGAUUUUGAGGAGCUCUUGCUCACCGAAAUCAACAAGAGGGGCUUCACAGAUGAGAAGGUUGAGAGGAGCCAGCUAGGCUCCUGGGAGUGGCAGGAGGAGUCGGAGGAACCAGAGGAGUUGGAGGCCAGUGAAAACUCCAGUUGCCCUCGGUCCAUGCGAUGGCUGGUGCCCCUGUGGUUCCUUUGGACCAUGUGCAUUGCUCUCUCCCAGCUGCACCAUGUGCUCUCCUCAGCCACGGCCCUGGUUCAGCGCCCUCCGGGGAAGCGCAGUUCAGAGUCGGAGGGGAAGAUCCUGACCUCCAAGAUCAAAGGAGCCAAGUCAGCCAAGAAGCUGCUGGCCAUCUUGGACAAGACCAUGGAUAGCCAGACCUUCAACAAGGUUCACGCCUCGGCGGCGUACACCGCUUUGACGGCCAUGAAGAGGAGGGGAUGGCGACGACUGGAGGGUACAUGGGAUAGCUGUGUGCUAUCUAGACUGCAGGGGAGGGUGAGGAAGAUGAUCUGCGGGAAUCAGCUGGGUUGCCGGGAAGGUGCCAACAUCCUUUGGGCAGUGGUGCACUUGUCGGAAAUGGAUCCAAUGCUGCCGAAGGGUCUGCUACCUGCUUUGGUGGAAGUCCUUCCCAGCCAAGUGCGUGGCAUGAACACCCAGCACCUGUCCAACUGCUUGUGGGCAUCAGCGCAGCUCCAAGAAGUCGAGCCUUCAGUGCUCAAACUGGUGCCCGCCAUUUCCUCGGAGAUACCAUCAAAGGCCAAGGACAUGGUCCCACAAGCCCUUUCGAACUGUUUCUGCGCAGCAGCCAAACUCCAGGAUGCUGCAGAAGAAGUGCUGAAGGUGCUGCCGGCCAUCGUAGCAGAGAUUCCUAAGAAGGCAGGAGACAUGAUUCCUCAAGCGCUCACGAAUUGCUUGUGGGCAGCUGCCCAAUUGCAAGAGGUGGAUGCGGGUGUUCUCAGGGUGGUGCCGGGGCUGGUUGAACGCAUGCCCAGUGAAGCAGAGAAUUUGAAACCGCAGGAGCUGUCGAAUUGCCUGCUGGCCACCGCUCAGCUGUAUGAGGUGAAACCCUUGGUGCUUCAAAUCCUUCCAGUCUUGGCAGAUCAACUACCCUUGAAGGUUCAGCAGAUGAACUCCCAAGCACUUUCCAACUGCUUCUGGUCCUGUGCCCAGUUGCAGCACCAUCCACAGGGUGCUGCCUGGGUGCCUGGGAUGCUGCAGCAGAUCCUGCAGCGGCUACCAGCAGCCGCUGCCCAGAUGACGCCACAGGAGCUGUCCAACAGCGUGAGGGUGGCGCCGCGGCUGCAGGAGACAGUGCCGGAGGUGCUGGAGGUGCUGCCUGUGAUGCUGGAGCAGCUCAAGACCUUCCCCUGUUUUCGCGGAUCUUUGGAGAAAAAAGUGGGCUCGGAGCGCAUUUGGAUGCAUUUGGACACAAUGUCUUGGUGGCGGAUCCUGCACCGCUGUGGCUUAAAAAGAUUGGCGGUUCAGUCGGCACACGGUUCAGUGAAGCCCAAGUUGUUUCAGGACAGAGAGCAAAAUGGCGAGUGUGCCAUCACGAAAGCCAAAGGGAGAUGGGAUCAGAUGAGAUCAGACUCGACCGGACCUUGGUAUAUGCCCCGGUUCUUGGGCUUGGUGCUGCUGGCCAUGAGCCAAUGCUGCUGCUUCAGCGGCUUGGCCAAGUUCGCCCAGCGGCAGCCCAGCACCAUGGUGCUCCUGCGCCACGGUGAGCGAGAGGAUUACAUCGCACAGAAGGCAUCAGCAGGUCGAGGUGCCCAAUGGGUCAAGGAAAGCCUGCGGCCCUGGGACCCCGCGCUGGCGCCCAACGGCCAGCAGCAAGCGCAGAGCGCGGCGAAACGCUUGCGCCAGGUUCUUGAGACAGCACAGCUGCCUUUGCCAUCAAAGAUCUUCACCUCUCCCAUGCUGAGGGCUGUAGAGACGGCAAACUUUGUUGCAGAUGAGUUUGCUGUCAAGAGCUUGUACGUGGAGGAGGGCCUCACCGAAUCGGUCUACGAGCACUGGAUGAGGCAAUGGGCAGUGCCUGGCGCCAACAGCGACUGGGGCGGACCGCCCCAUUCCUGUAUGCCCCAGGGCCGCAACACCGGUGACCCACGCCUGGUGCGUGGCACGCCCGUGGCAGAAGAAGAUCUACGGCCCGAAGCCUUGGAAGGUGCGUCAAAGCUGAUCCCAACGUCCGGAGAGUUGAAACUGAAAUGUGGUUUCAGCCGGGUGGAUGAGAGCUACGUGAGCUGCGUGCCGGUGCGGGACAGGGGCUACCGCUGGGGCCACUUCGAAACGCACUCGGAGGUGGUGGAGCGUUGUACCGAGGCAGUGAGGAAGUGCAUGGCGCGAUAUCCACAGGAGACGCUGGUCUUCGUUUCGCACGGUGGUCCCACUCAGUACUGCUUGAAGGAAUUCUCGGGCCGGAAAUACGAAGGCAGCGCCGGUAUGACGGCCAUGUCGGUGCUUCGUGCGGCGGAGGCCAGCUGGGAGGUGGUCGUGGCCAACGAUGCAGCGCAUGCCAAGGCUUAUGCAGUUGGAGAAGAGACGAAGAUCUGAUUUGUGCAUUGCUUGAG